Molecule: messenger RNA, 427 nt
Organism: Micropterus dolomieu (smallmouth bass)
Lineage: Eukaryota; Metazoa; Chordata; Actinopteri; Centrarchiformes; Centrarchidae
Product: YY1-associated protein 1-like
Exons: 2
Biological process (GO): regulation of DNA-templated transcription
Cellular component (GO): nucleus
Molecular function (GO): transcription coregulator activity
Source: RefSeq, a predicted model, not a curated record
AAAGUUUCCUGGAUGAGUUUAGAUCCUACUUCGUGGUACAGGUCCAGCUCGGCAUGGAAACCACAACACAAACCCUUUUCUCCCUCCAGGAGGAGCUGCAGAAGUUCGCCAGACGUCGGGAAGAGGUUUUUCUGCCCAGCUCUUUUAGAGUGUGCAACCUGCGGGGGGCGCUGGAUCUCCUGCAGGAGGUGGAGCAGAGGGCGGAGCCUCCUCCUGCUCCUGCUGCCUCUGGGGCCUCCAGACGCUGGCUCCCCAGGAUGACUCCUGCCACCAACAGCCACGCCUUCCCUCUGAUGCCUGCCGACACCGCCUGGCUGUUCGCCACCCGACCCAUCUUCCUUUACCCAGAACUACUUCCUGUCUGCAGCCUGGACCCUGCGCUACACACCCGACACCAUCGGAGAGUUUACACUGCAGGAGAGGACGG